GUUCAGAGCGGCCUGGUUGUGAGCACAGUCCCGAGCCACGGUGAACAGUCUCCUCUUCAGUCUCCUGAGCUCCUCGUGCAGCCCCUGUCUCUCCAGCCUCCCCGCUCUCACAACCGCCGUUUUUUUUCACCUGGUCUCCUCGUGCCUCCAUUUGAAGGCAGGCAGGUCAGAGGAAUGUGGUGGCAGGACGGUGCGCGGCGGACCCCCUCCACCCAGGGCCAACGACAUGUCUGGACAGGGGAGAAGCAGAGUGCAGCGGGGUCGGAGAAUUCAUUUAUUAUGUUUUCACUCUUGAACUACUUUGGUUUAUACUUUUGUUCAUUCUUCUUUCCAUACUCUCUCCCCCCCAGAACUCAGUGCCAACAGACACUCAAACAUCUAUUCUAGUCGCAGGCUGGUGAGACAAAGCUGUCUCUGUUGCACAGAGGAGUCCCCUCACAGCCGAGUAUCAACCUGGAACCUCUCCCUCUCUCUAAAAACUAUUAUUACAUGCCUCCAUUCUCUAUCUCGCUCUCUCCGUCCUCGUUUCUACCUCCCAUCACCUCUCUUUCCACCCCUCCACGUUAUAAAUAGUGGACUUUGGAGAGUUUUUGUUUCUUUCUCUCUCUUUCUCAGAAAUGCAUUUGAGGAUAAACAUGCGCACGUUUUGUUAUGAAGCUAAUGAAACUAAAUAGAUUUAGUUGUUUAAAAAAACCAAAAAAGUAUUUAAUUUUUUUGACGUAGUUUCAGCAACGUACGCUGUUGUUGAAGGAACGGACAGAGAGAAGCAGUCGGUGCAGAAGGAAUGUGUCUGCGGCCGGACAAAGGCAGGUCGGGAAUGAUAAUGCGGGUCCGAGAGAGCUGGGCUUAUCCCAACCGGCAGUAUGGAUUUCCUGCCUGCAGCCUCCUUUCAAUCACAUCUAACACAAUCACACACAUACAUACACAAGGUUCACGCAGCUGUUAUUACAGCGCCGGUACUAUCUGCGCACCGUGUGAUUGGUCGGUCUCGAGGCCUCGAAUGUCCUUGAGCCAACGGGGCCGCACUCCUCCAGUAGAUUGUUUGAGGCUGAAGUCAAGCUGUGUGUACAGUGUGUACAGUGUGUACAGUAGUCAGCGGCGAGUUGUGCCAUAAAUUACACACACACACACACACACACACACAAUGUGUGUCAAUUUAAAAAUGAACCAGUCAGCGUUUACUGCUGAUAUAACAUUAUUAUUAUUAACUUACUAUAACUGAACUGUUUCUUAACUAUCAGAUUGAAAAUGUGUUGAACAUCGUUUUUUUGUAACGGCUGCACUUCUGGGGAUUAUUCGUGUUUAUUAGUGCUGUAAAAAUACUAACGAAUGGCUGUAAUGCUAUCAUGUCCUUGUAAAAGAUGCCGUCUUCAGUGCUCAGCAACUAUAUUUGGGUUUAGACUUUUGAGCGUAUUCACCAUCGUAGGUUAUGAACUGUAUUAUUACUUUUGCGCCAUAAUUUAACUACCAGGUACAGUUUUGUGAUGAGUAGGGUGAAACGGUUACACGUUUGUCAGCGUGUUUGUCCUUUGAGGUUUUCUAUUCCUGUAUUUCAGGUUGCGUUAGACCUUCUGACCCGCGUUACCGUGACGACGACUGCUUUGACGUUGGAGUAUCCCAUCAACCUUAUGGUCUACGUGGAUCUUUACACUAAACCAAUGGCAAUGGCAGUUAGCCCUUUCACUUCUCCUUUAGCCGCGAAGCUAUUUCACAGGUUUUAAAUGAAUGGUUUUGGCAACUUUUGGGGUGAAUCAUUAUUAUUUGAUAUUUGCUGCCGACAUUAAUUUUCCCUUCUGCAUUUAGCUUUUCAUCUAGCGAGGUCAUCAGGUCAGGUCGACUGGGCUUUGUGGUGCGUGCUAGUUAGCUACCGUUAGCAUGCUAAACUAAGGGGAUGUGCAUGGUAAAUGCUAUUCAUGCUAAUCAUGUUAGCAUGCAGACGUUAGCAUUCGGCUCAAAGCCUCACUGACGGAUGGUUUUAGACUCCUCUUCAGUUUCAUACACUGGAUCCAAAAUGGGACAUACGAUUACUCUACCUAUAAACUUAUACUAGAUUCUAAAAAACAUGUUGUAUAUUGUGAUACAUUGAAAUAAUGUAACAUGAAAUGUAAUUAUUUGGGAUAUAUUGUAUCCAUAUUGCUUGUGAGGCAGCAAAGGGACUUGUUUUUCUGCAUCAUCAUCAUAAUUAUCAUACAUAACAAGAUCUUGUAUGUUACAUUAAAUUACAUUUAUUUAGCUUUUUUAAGUAUUUCUCUGUAAUCACGUGUUUGAGAGUAAACAGAACUCCAUGCGUGCAUUUGUCCUUUUUGCCUUUAUAACUUCUUCCACAACUUUCUCAAAUUGUUUGCAUGACCGAUCUGUCUCGCAGACAAAAAAGUACAACAAUUGUCGUGAUAGAUUGAGUUGAAUCUUUUUCCAGCAGGAGUAAGACCUGGAAAGCGAGUGCGCACGUUAACGUAGACAGCAAACAAACAAACAAACAAGCAAAUAAACAAACUGUAGAGCUAGAAAAGACGGAAGAGGAAAGAAGGUGAUAAAUUCCCCAGUCGGCUUUCAGUGUUCACUUUUCACUUGAAAUGUACAGACACUCUGCAGCUCCCUCACAGACGUACAGAGGGGCGGCUGUUGUCGAUUGUAUCGCCAUGGAAACAUUGAAACAUUUCAAUCUGUUAGGCAUGAGUGAGCUAAGUUAUGACUCAUUUUGACCCCUCCCAACACACCAGUGCACGCACACAGUAUGGAUUCACCCGACACACACACACACACACACACAUAAAAAAAACCUUUUUACGCGGAAAAAAAACUAUGAAUCAUUAUAUACUAAAAACCGGGCAAAGGUCAGAGUUUUUUUGUAAGAAAAAACAAACAAAAUGAAGCUUUUAGCUAUUUCUUACGAGGGGAAUCCACGAAUCUUUGCCGACGGAGACUCUACAGUUCUCCAUAAUGUUUGUUAGUGAUGUAGCGAGAGGCUGCCAUGUGAUCUACUUGAGGAACGAAGGCCAUUAAAGUUGCAGCGUAUGCGGACCGUACCGACAGCGAUGUCCUGAGAUCGAGUGCCAGAAUUAGCCCGAGGAAUCUCAACGGACAGGUAAUUUAGCUGCCUCAUCGCAGGAACUAAAAGGAGACCGUGACCCGCUAGCUGCGCUAAUAAUGGAUGGGGCAUUAUUAUUAUCACGCAUUGGAAUAAAAAAAAUAAAAAAGGCACCUUUUUGUCAGGAGGAUGUCAAUUGAGUCUCUGAUGAAAGCUUGAAACCAAGGAAAUGACCAUUAUUAUAUUCGUACUUGUGUAUAUUCAUACUUGCUUUCGGAACGAGGCAUUCAUAUGCAUCAUCUAGUGAAAUAUCAAUGCAAGUGAACAUUUACUUAUCUUAUUUAUUUUGAGGCACAUUACAGAUACAGUGGAAGAUACAGGGGGGUAACCUGUGCAGUUUAAAAGUAAUCACCAGAGGACGACUACUGGAACCAAUUAUUUUCAUUUGUAUAUUCACGAGAUGAAUAUAAAGUUAUGAAACGGACAGCCACGUCAUAUAUUGAGUGUACAAAUUAAGUUUUUUGUUCCAAUACACUAUAAUACAAUAUCGCACUGUACAUAAACUAUAGCUGACUGUGGUUAUAACAUUAUAUUGACAAUAUAAAGCAGCAUUCUCUCCGAGGCUUUCGGAUUAUUGAUCUUCAUCCCUACCUGCGGUUUCCACUGUAUUGCUAUUGAUAACGGGCUCCUCCAUUACCUUACAUAGAUUAUACCCUACGUUUCUGAAGUGUCAGGCAUGUUUCAGGCUGUUACACCUCUUCCUACAACUCCUGCUUCGUCUUCAUUACCCCAGUGGUUCUCCUCCACAUUCAAACCAGAUGAGCCAGUCCUGCGACUACCACACACACACACACACACACACACACACACACACACACACACACACACACACACACACACAGUGAUGUCAGCUUGUCUCGUCCCCACUACGGAGCAAUUUGGAACUCCCCUCAGAGUUCAGUGGUGGAGCUUGUUGUGUUGAGGUUGAGUACGACUGGACACGACUUAAAAGGCCCCUUGAGACUCAACCUCACCUGUCUGUCUGAUGGUGUGUGUGUGUGUGUGUGUGUGUGUGUGAUUGUUAAACAAGGGGUAUCGUGUUUCCACCUGCACAGUGACAGGAAAGAGCCACUUCCUCUUAUUUUGCAGGAAGAAAAAAGAAAAGGCCACUUUCCAACACUGGUUUCCCCUGGGAACUUUGUCCUCUUUAAGAUCUCUCUUUUGAACUUCAAGAGAACAAACUAAUCAUCACCUCUAGCUCUGUGAAAGCUACACAAGAGUUACGCCUUGUGUUUUGGCUCGUAACGAUCUCUCUAUGGAUACACAGAUCCAAGGUGUGUGUUUUUCUUUCCUAGCUGCCGUGAUGCUUAUUGAUCCAGGGGGUUUCCCCUCGCGAGGGAGACUGGGAUGACUGCACCCAAUGUAAGAAGCAGGGAGAAAAGCUCAAGUGAAGAGUCUCAACAUACUGAAGUGUUGUCCCAGGUGGGUGACAGACGGGGACAAACAGACACUGAGGAAGGCCAAAGAAGUGUUCAGAGAGGUUCAUCAAACCCUGGAGAGCACCGAGCUUUCAGAUCCCUUGACUUGAUUCCCCCGAACGAAGACGCGCUGACUCGGGUGGAGGCGUAGGGCCGUAGCUCCCAGGACGACCUCCAGGAUGUCCCGGAGGAGGUUCUACAGGCGACCUGGGUGCCCAGGGACAUCACUGAGAUCUUUAGCCCGGGAGGCGAGGGCUCAUCGUGGGCAGAAGAAGCCGGGUAGCUCCCUGGGACAGGCCUUCAGCUGGUUAAAGGGGAACAGGAGGAAGAAGAACCUUAACAAUGGGCUGAACCGAAUCGCUGUUGGUGCGACGGAUGCCAAACUGGGACUUCAGAAUCACGACUCUGCAAAAGCUGGCCCGAAAGGGAACGAAGACCAGAAGAGGUUGACGGUCCACUACCGGACCUCCCAGCACUACCAGGAGAAUGUUUUCAUUGAGGGCAGCAGGCCGCAGUACCUGGAGGACCUGCACACCGAGGCCCAGGAAGGGCUGAAGAUACUGCAGCAGGAAGAACACACGAACGGAGUGAACUUACCCGACGAUGAGAGCGCCGCUUCUACAGACACUCUGCGUCCGGAGCAGGACAUCAGCUCCAUGGACGGAGGUGGCUCUCAGGCGUCCAGAUCCACCGCCGAGAGCACCGAUACCACGGCGACCUCUGCUGUGUCGACCAGGCCUGCGCUCACCCGCCAAGGUUCAACAUUCAAGCCUCUGAAUCCAGUUAAAAGACUAGAUAAGAGCAGGAAGAGAAGCCGGAGGACUACCAUCAUGGGUAUUCCCAACCAGGUCCAGAAGGAGCUUGCAUUGCACAGAAGCUCAACCUUCCAGCAGCUUGUUUCUACCCAUGAUCACGAUGGAAAGCCCAGUGACGGCCAACCAGGUGUAGUUAUCAUUCCAACGGUUGAUGGAGGGACUCCAGUAGCAAAUAAUGAGGGAGCGAGGGUGCAUCUUUCAGAGCUGGAGGCACCCAGAGAGGACCAGCUGCUGAGGAAGCACCUCCAGGCAAUGUACCAAGACGAGCAGCCCUUCAACCACCAGGGCUUUGGCUCCUACCUCGGCCCCCCCACAACCAUGAGACCCAAGUCCCUUGCCGUACCUGGCAUCACCUCUUCCUCCUCCUUCUGUCCUUCAACAAUGUUUAGAUUCCUCCAGGAACACCAGGGUCCUGUGAUGUCCAUAUCUCCUCAGGCCACCUACUUGUCUACAAUCAUCCCCAAUGCGGUCUUGCCAGCCUCGGUUGAAGUCAUAGAAAUCGACCGCAGCAGCAGCCGGACGCGUGGCAGCAGUGUGAACCAAGGCUGUCACGUCCGCACUGUGAGCAAAAGCAGCCUUGCAUCCGGGGACUCAUCAGUCAGCCCUUUGUUGUCCAGAAGAUCCGACGGCGAUGGCUCCCAAACUGACAAUUCCCACGACGACUCCCCACUGAUGCCCUCAUCGGCUUCGGGGUUGAACUGGAGCGAGUCACAGUCUCCGAAGGCCAUCAUUUCGAACUCCUCCCCAGUAUCCUCCAAGGGUAGCACGCGGAGCGGUAACUCCCGGAGAGUGAGCCUGAAUGAGCGGGAAAGCCACACAGGGAGGUCCAGCGGGGACCAAGACCUCGUCAGUCUGCGUAGCUCAGUUAGCAGCUUCAGCAGUAAAAGGGAAACUGUUGUGACAGUUCAAGGAUCUAAGUCGGUUUCAGGGUCAGCGGCUGCUGGGGAAGACGAAAAGACCGAACAGAAUUUCACUCGCAGCAUGUCGGUUAUGAAGGCCAAGCAACCCCCGCCACCUCCACGGAGAACGAACUCUCUGCAUAGCAAUAAGAUCAGGAGCAACCCCAAGGUCCUGGUGGAUCUCAAUGACUCUGGAGAUGGGGCCACAGAAAGUAUUGCAGCAACAAAGAAUGAGGUGAAAUCAAUUAUUGCAGACACCAGUAAAAUCUCCACUCUUGUGUCAAACUCCACUGGGUCCAGCUGUCUGGAUGUUUCCUCCACACCCUUGAGCACCACACAAGCCGCCUCCACAGACCCUCAGCCAGAAUCCAGUAGCUCCUCCCCUCAGAAAACUCCCUCGGAAGAGGGGAAAUUUGAACGGACCAUGUCCCCUUCCAGUGGCUACUCAAGUCAGAGUGGCACUCCGACACUCUCCCCAAAAGGGAUCUCCCCAACUUCCCCCGACAAACAGAAGAAGAAACCUGUCAAACCAGAGAGAGCAGUGUCUCGGGCCUCAUCCUCAGCAGCUUCUCCCUCCUCCUCGCUUACCUCUUUAUCGUCUGGCACAUCUGAGCCUGUCCAUCCAGAUGUUUCCACGUGUAGCCCCAGUCUGCCUCCACAGGGAUCUCCAACCACUGCUGCUGCAAAAGACUUCACUCCGGAUAACAAUUCUUCGACUUUGGGAGCUGAAAUCAGAGAGCUGUUGAACAUUCCACCACCUCCUAAAGUCAAAGCGCCAUGUCCUCCUCCUCCGGAGACAUGGGUUCACAACAGACGCACCUUUCAGCUCCUGUGUGGGCCCUGCCCUAAUGUAAGCAAAGGGACCCAGCAACCAGCACGGAUACAAGACAGCACAGUUAAACAGGCGGGAACCCAGACCGACGCCAUCACGGAGAUGCAGGUUUUAGAGGACAAACAAUCAAGUGUCGACAAAUCUGUCUUAGAAUUGUCAGAGGGCAAAGUCAACCCCGAGACUUUGACAGAAACAGGUCCUAAUGGUGUUCACGAGAAGAUGGAGAAUAGGGAAUGUUCAAGUGCCGAAGAAGAAAGGAUGGAAUCAAGUGCAGACGUUCAGAAACAAGAGCGGAGUAGUAGCCCUGCAGCGAAGGACCCCAAGAGUCCAAAGAAAGAUCCUCCUCCUGUCAUGAAGAAACCCAUGACGGCCCUGAACAGAGAGGCGUCGUCAGCACAACACUCGCUGGACAGACAGCAAAAGAAAAUGAGCGUCAGUGACACGACAGAUGUGUGCUUCCAUGUUGAGAGCCACACAACCUCCACACAGCAUGGGGUUACCAUUGUAGUCGAUGAGAGCGAUGAUGUGAUGGAUAAAAGUGAGGUUGCGUCCAUGCAGACGCUUUCUGUGGAGAUCCCCAAAAUUAGCAAGGCAUCGCCACCACCUACUCCUCCCCCAGCAUACCACCCUACACCUCCUCCGUCAAGAAAGACACCUCCUUCAUCAGUGUCCACGCCACCAGACGAAUUACAGAGGGUACGGGAGGAGAUCCCUGUUGUAGAGUCCUGCUGGCCACCACCUCCGCCUCCUCUGGAAGGGGACUCUGUCUUUGAAGGAGGAGAUGAGGUGGACUUUCCUCCACCUCCUCCCCCCUUACUGACAGACAGCGUGCCAAAUGUGAUGGACAGUUGUAUCACAGAGCUGGAUGUCUCGAAAAGACCCACAGGGGCCGUUGGAGGGACAACUGAGGAUUCGAGUGACACUGGGACAUCUGUACGUGGACAAGUUCCAGAGUUGCCCCCUGCUGUUACUCAAACAAUAACUAACACCAAACCAGAGGUUGUCGUGCAAGUUUCAAAAGCUAAAACCGCCAAUGAGAUUUUGUGCAAACCAGUGACCAACUGUGUAACUGUUUCAGACAGUGUCCCAUCUCCCGCAGCGGUGGCAUCCCCUUUGCCACCCAUUACAAGAGCAGAGAACCCGGUAUCGGCCCCUGCUUUAGUUCCUCCUUCCUACAGUUUCCUGAAGCGGGACGCUCCCUCCGAGCCUCCCGUCAGUGCCCAAGCUCCAGUUGCUGUCCCAGCAGCACCCACUUUACCAGCAGACAGCUUCAACCAUGGGAUAAAUUUCAGAAGGCAGCCCAGCGUACCAAACCGAGACGCCAGGAGCAAGGAGCUGCUUUCCCGCCACAAAAGUGCACCCAUUCCUAAAGAGGAUGCUAACAUACCUCUAGUCACCCCCUCCCUGCUUCAGAUGGUUCGUCUCCGAUCAGUCAACAUGACCGAAGAUCAGGUGAGAGCUCCAUCGGAGGACAAGUCAACGGACUGGGGAGGUUCAGUUCAGGAGACCUGCUCAGUCUCAAUCCCAGGACCUCAAAACGUUCCACAGAAGCCCAUCCGCAAGUCUCUGUCACUGAAAUCUCCCCCUCAGACAGUAAAGACAUCCCCUGUGGUGCUGAACACCCCUUCCAUGCGCUUACAGGAAGCCAUACGGAUAAAAACGGCAGCCAUGUCUUCUAGAGACGGUCUUCCAUCCCGACUGGGUGUGAGAUCCUCCGCCUACAGCUCUGUCGGCGUCCCUGAGGGAUGCGACCUGCACAAGUCGCCGGCCUCUACCGCCAGCUUUAUCUUCUCGAGGAGCACAAAACGGGUCGUCUUCGAGACUGCGGCUGCCUCCUCCCCUGAAGCUCAGCAAAGUCUGAAGCGAAGCUUGGCGGCCGAGCUCGUGCAGGUGUCUGACCAAUCAAAUUGCACCGCUUUCUCCAAUGGCGGCGUGAAGUUGGACAAAGUUCCUCCGCCGGUAGCAAAGAAACCGGCCAACGGUCCUUCGCAGAAUCUUCCCGCUGUCGAGACAACACCUCCCGAGACGACGACUACACGAGUGACGGCGGACACAAUUGAAACCCUGUUUUGAAAGAGCGUUGGACUCGGCUCACGCCAAGAGGUUGAAUAAAGACUUCAAGCAAAAGAACAACUCUCAGCAGGGAGCGACAUUACCGAGAGACGUUUAACUCGACUAUCAAGUGUUGUGUGUUAAAGUCUUCUCCAAAAAGCCUUAGCCUGUAAUGGCCUUCCUACAUAUUUAUGCAAGAAAAAGUGUCGCUCCCAAUUUCAUACAAUAGCUUUAUUCUGGAGUAUUUUUCUAAUCUAUAGUUUAUCUCUCAUUGUGGCCCCUCAGGAUGAAAUGGUGUACAUUACAUUGGCUGAACUGUACAUAUUUGGCUUGUGUGAGAUCGUCUCCCAGAGGUAGAAAUAGGUAGUGGUCACUGCAGCUCAGAGACAAAGCAUUUCUGUACAGAGGUUUCCUGUCUGUUACGUCUUUUUCCUCUUCUUCUUCUUCUCUUUGUUGUAAUAUAAUACACGUUUAAGAAGAAAAAUGGCUUCCACUACGGGGCGAAAACAGCAUUUCAUCACCUUCUUGGCUUAAAGAUGCUUUUCACCGCGUGGAUGGACAUGUCUGGAAUAGCGUGUGAGGAAAAAAGGGAUGCGGCACACUCACAAGGAGAGGGAGGCCGAUAAAGAAUUAAGAGCUAACGCUGUAUAGCUAACGCGGGAAAGCUAACGCUGAAUAGCUAACGCGGGAAAGCGGCCGACCGCUCGGCGCUCUGACACAAUCCCUUCUUGAGGUUUGGUAACGAGACAUUCUGAGAAAUCUUCGAGCACAACAGCGACACAUGCAUCCUAUUUAUUUAUGUGUGGUAGUUUCCACUUGUAGCACUGUCGGUCACCUUUUCCUACCAAAUAUGAAAUAUUUAAGAGUGUUUCACCCGAUAAACCACUCUGUAGGGCGGCGGAUGUGAUCGGCCCCGGAUGAUACACUGGAGUAGAUUUAUUAUGAGGUCGGCGUGUUUUUUUUUUUUUUUUUUAAUUAAAUGUUCUGCGUCUUAAAACUUUUAGCCCAAAACCUUUUUUUUCAGUGGCAAAUCCAGCUCAUCACUAUUUGCACAAAAUGCUUUUUCCCCAGCAAAAAAAAAUAAAUCAUCGGUGAGUGAAUCAUACCGACUCUUUCGUAACGGGUCACAAAUGUACGUCUUGAUGAUUCUAAAGAAUUGUGUACAGUUAUUACUUCUA
Molecule: messenger RNA, 10282 nt
Organism: Cyclopterus lumpus (lumpfish)
Lineage: Eukaryota; Metazoa; Chordata; Actinopteri; Perciformes; Cyclopteridae
Gene: nhsl3
Product: KIAA1522 ortholog
Exons: 11
Coding region: 4686-9125 (1479 amino acids)
Biological process (GO): cell differentiation
Source: RefSeq, a predicted model, not a curated record